Molecule: messenger RNA, 3321 nt
Organism: Cladocopium goreaui
Lineage: Eukaryota; Dinophyceae; Suessiales; Symbiodiniaceae
Source: the annotation of a GenBank genome assembly
AUGGGCUUGGUCGCAGGCAGCAAAGGUGCGUGCUUGCCCAAGGCCACAGCAGAGGUUGACCGCAGGGAUUUGGUGAAUGUGGUCGCAGGUGAGUCCUAUUCCAUUGGGCUUUGGAAAACUGGUAACUAUGCCGCUGCCCACCUUACUACCGCUGUGGAGAUGCUGGGUUACAACACGGAGCUGAAAGGUACAGGAGGACUCGCCGUGGAUGCUUUCUAUGCUUUGAUGGGGUGCACAAAUCCUUUGGGCAACGCAGAUCGAGGUUGUGGCCGCAGUGUGACCUACGUUCACAUCAAUGUGGAGGCUUGGCAAGAAGGCUACGUUGACGAGUGGGCUCAAGUCCAAGCCCAGUAUCCCAAGGUGGCGCCCAUAAAUUUGGGAAAUGGAGGCUACAGUGGCACAAGCGGGAUGUAUGUUCCACUUGCCGUGCAGCAGAAGGCUUAUCAAGCAGAGGGCAUCAGUUUGGAUUUCUACAGGGACUACAACAUGUCAUGGAGAACCCCAGGGAGCUACUUUUCUCCCCCAGGUGAUAUGGAUGUUUCGAGAUUGCUUCCCUGCGCGGACACAGUGUUGAUGUCUAACGCACAUAUGGGGGUGUAUUUCGACCUCACAGGAGAUGCAGAGGGUGUGGUGGUUGACAGCGAAGGUUUUGUAGUUGCAAAAUGCUUUGCGGACCACUUUUGGUAUGCACCUGCCUGCAGAGCAGAUCCUGGCACUUGCUUGACGUGGUUAACUGCUGGCACUGGAUGGGGAAUGCCGGAAGGGUGGCUCAAGGCAACCAUCUACAACAUUCCUUUGGCAACGGCUGUUGCCAGUACUUUCCAGAACUAUGCCAAUCUGCCGACGGACUUCAAUGUCAUGCUCUUCUGGUGGGUUCCUGAUCCUACUUUCCUCAGGUUGAAGCCAAGAAAGGUCAUCUUUCCCGAGUACGAUAGAGAGGAAUGGGCCAGGGGUGAUCGACGUUCCGCCGUUCGAGAUUUUUCUGUGGACAAGCUCGUGAGUUGGGAUUUAAGGCUCUUGGCCCCAGAAGUGGAGGAGUUUAUCACCAGAUUCCAGCUCAGCCCCAAAGCAGUUGAUGAGAUGAUGUUGGACCAAUUGGAUACAACUGAUGUUGACUUUGAUGUGGCGUGUCGUAGUCAAAAGAACACUGGAAAUAUCGGUCUCUUCAAAGUGGAGAAGGACGAGAAAUUUUUGCAGACUCGUGAGGAGGUCAAAAUCACCUGCUUCUUCUCCUCUCAGCUGGAGGAUGCACAAGGAAUCACAUUCAUUUGCCAAGAAUGUCCCAGUGGAUCCUUCCAAGUUUCUGGAGCAUCGGUAUCAUGCACUCCAUGUCCAGCUGGCAGCUACCAGAAUGAGACCGGGAGUCUUGCGUGCAACCGUUGUCCAGUUGGCCAGUACCAAGAUGAAGAGGGUCAACGUGACUGCAAGCUUUGCCCGGCUGGUGCCACAACGCUCUUGUUGGGGUCCAACUCCAUUUUGGAUUGUGGCUGCAAGGCUGGGUCCAUCAACGUCGCCAGCGUUGCCACCAAUGUCACCAGUAAGGCUUUGGAGUGUAUUCCAUGUCAAGAAGGCUUCGAUUGCCCAUUCUCCUCAAGCGUUCAAGCUUUGCUGACAGGACAGCCUUCGUCAAGUGAACAGCUCGCGACCAGAAUCCAAAGUGGCUACUUCGCAACCGUCAAUGAUCCGUUGCAGCUUUUCCGAUGCAGACCUGCUGCUUGGUGCCCAGGAGGAAUGCCAGGAACAUGCGCUGGGGGCUUGAAGGGUGAGCCUUGCUCAUUCUGUCCUGAUGGAAAAAGCUGGGCAGGUGACAAGUGUGCAGAUUGUGGAGCCGCAGCAGUUGGCUGGGUGGCUGCAGUUUCAUUGGCUUUGAUAGGCGUUAGAACCGCCUAUUUCUACUCAAACUCUGCUGUCACUGCGCAAGCCACACCCUGGAGAACUGUCCAAAUGACGGUUCGCCUAGCCGUGAAUGUCAUGCAAAGUCUCGCGCUCUUUGGAUUGAUGUCUGCAAAAUGGCCUGAGACUUUUGAGCAAAUUUCCUCGAGUUUGCAGAUUUUUGUCCUAGACAUGAAGAAUUUGAACUUGAACUGUUUGCUUGGUGGCAACUCUGUCCUCAGUUAUGUGGCGUCCACAGUUGUAUUCCCCCUUGUGCUGCUUUGGCUGGUGAUUUGCCAUGCAGGGUCCCAUUUGAUUUGCUCGCGGAAGUGUGGCUUGCACCGCUGGAAAUGGCCUUUCACCUUCAACACCAUGGGGCUUUUCCUUCAGCUCGGGUUUGGCACAAUGGCUGCAGUCUCUAUGAAACCAAUGAUGUGCUAUAGACACCCCAAUGGACGGCACAGUGUGGUAAGUUACCCCAGCAUUUUGUGUGGAGAAGCUGGGCACGGCCUUAUGGUGCUCUUUGGGAUUCUGUCGUUGAUUCUUUUGGUUGGAUUCGUGGCCCUUUGCAGCUAUGCUGUGUGGAAACUUCCUCGAUGGAGCCUCGAGGGUGAGUAUAAGAAGGCGCAAAGCUUCCGAUUUUGCACCUGGAAUUUUCGCUCUGACACCUACGGCUUCAUCGUUGCCCUUCUUUGCCGCGGAUUGGGUUUUGCAGUGGCUGUUGUAGUGGGCACCAAUGCCCCACCGGUGCAGACAGGCCUUGCAAGCAUGGUCCUGAUCACAUAUGCUGUGAUGCAAGCGUGGCUACGACCAUGGAAGGCUCCUGUCAUCAAUGUGGCAGACGCUGUUUUGAGCGCCUGUCUCGUGGUAUUGGCAAACAGGUCUUCUCAUGAGGAUGGUCUGUUGGAAGAAGAAUUUCAGGAGUACUUCACCCUGCUGAUUUUGCUGCUGACCUUCGCUUGUUUGGCUUCCCUUGUGCUCCUUUGUAUUGUCGGGGUGGCUUUGCAGCUUGCUGGAGUUGAUUGGAACUGUGUCUUGAGCGGUGGUGGCCACGACGCCACGAAGAUCGCCCAGUCUCUGAAGCAAUGUGCAGAGUGGCUGAUGAAGCUUGAAACCGCCCACUUGCAAAGCGAGAUUGAGGCUAUGAACCCCUACGACGUGAUGACCAUCCUGAAUCUCAUCAGCGUUAUAGAGGCCGAUAUCCAGAAUACGAAGCCUGACCGGAGCGACCGGGCGACAACGACUUCGAACAGAUCGAGUGGGCGCGGGGUCUCGCACUCCACAAGUCGGGUGAGGCUGGCUGCUUUGAACGCCAGCAUCACUGUGCUCUCUGGCCCAGCUGAAUGGAAUUUCACCAACUUACAAGGCUCCUCAGCAUGGUUGAGUUCGGAAGAGUUCCUGUUUUUCUUUUUGGGAGGUGAAGUCCUACAGAUCCGAAGCCCGAAGUAG